GCCUUCUUGAAACAUUUAGAACGUGCCAGCUUCAGUUCUAAUCAACACAUAGCAGUGAAUACGCAUCUACAUUAGUAUCUGUUUUCUAUUUUAUUUUGUCCUACAACCUUUAAAUUAUCUGUAUAAUGGCAGACACAAAGAAACCCGAGACAAAUGAAAAUGGAGCUUCUGGACUAGAAUCAUUUAGCAAAGUUGCUCAAAUUCCAAUAGUGGAAUGUACGAUAAACAAGGCAUCAGAAAUGUAUUCAAAACUGAAGGGAGCAAGUGAAACAGUGAAUUCUGUCCUAACAACUGCAGAAAAUACGGUUAGAAAUGCAGCACAAUCAGCACAGCCAGUUACAUCAAAAUUAGAAGGACCAAUAAAAAAAGUCGACUCAGUGCUGUGUUCUGGUAUUGACUUUGUUGAAGAAAAAAUCCCUGCAAUAAAACUACCACCUGGAGAGUUGGCCCAGAAAACCAAAGAGGCUCUCAACACAAAUGUGGUAGAACCAGCUAUGAAGGGAAUGAGUGCGAUUGGUGAAUAUGGAAAGCAAACCGUCGCAUCAUUGGCUGGUUAUAGUAAUAAUAAUGGUAAAAGUCCUUCAAGCAAUCCUGAAAGUAAAUAGAAUAAGACAGACCUGUCAAACGUAAUCUUAACAAUUAUUUGGGAAAAUUUUUCCUGUUGUGAUUGGUCUUCUUUUGUGUUUGUUAGAUUAUGUCUAUAAAAUUGUCUUUAUAGCUAAGAAUAUUAUUCUAAUGUAAUUAGAAAUUGAAGAAAAUUGAGUAAUAAUUGUAUUUUUAUUUUUAAGUUAAACUACCAUCGUAAGACUGACUUUCCAUCAUUGUCUUAGAUUGUGGGAUAGUGAAAAGUUGAAUAAAUUUCUAGAAUCCUUGAGCUAGAUAACAACUUUAUUUGUUACAGCUAGUUAUCAUUGAACUGUGAUAAAUAAGACAUACUGAAAUAUACAUAUUGUAUUGAUCAUUGACAAGAUAUUAUAAUAGACUUAUUAAUAUUUAAUUGUUAAAAAAAAAAAUUUUAUUAAUAAAAUUGUUGUAAUUUAUAUGGAUUGGAAGUCAGACACUUGUUGAUACUAGUAAUUAUUUUGAUAAGUAUAAUAAUUAUAAUUAUGUAUUUUCCGGUUCUAUCAUUUAAAAAUAAAUCUUAUUAUAAAAACAAUGUCAAAUUUUGUUAUAUUACAUUUAUUUUUCUAAAUUCAAUUAAUAAUUUUUUUUUUAGAAAUAUAUUUUCUAA
Messenger RNA from Nezara viridula (southern green stink bug), 1231 nucleotides. The record is from the annotation of a GenBank genome assembly. NCBI's taxonomy places the organism in Eukaryota, Metazoa, Arthropoda, Insecta, Hemiptera, Pentatomidae.